AAGAUGUUCAGGUUAUUUUACAGAAAUGCAAGUGAGGUUUGAGUUCGUGCCCACAGUCGACUAGUCAUACUGAUAAGUAGUACUCGACUUUUGAGCUCCGACUUUUCCAACUUACUUGUGUUUUCGAAAUCAAAAGUUUUAACACGAAGCAGAUGAAGAGUUGAAUCUGGACUUCGCUCCCCAUGUCUUCUAACUUGCUAUGCUUGACUUUUAUUGUCCACGAUAGUCAGAUAAAAUGGUGACCGAUUGUCAUAAUGUCUAGGCUACAAGAUAGCUGGGAUGAUGUUGUCAAUGCUACCGAUGAUGAGAAACAUGGGAAGCUGGUCAGCUUUCUUAAUACGCUAAUUGGAAAUGGACAGCUGUGGACAACUCUGAGGGAUGCGAACAGUGUUGCUGAUUUCUUGGCAAAUCUUCUCCUGGAGAAUAGUGCCGAGUUCCAUCAUGAUCGUGGUGGGCCUGAAGCAGACUUUGGCCCACAUUGCGUGCAAUACUUCUGUACAUCUGGAUAUUUGCUGCUGCAAGCGCUGUCUCUACUAAGCUGCGAGGGUGUUGUUUGUCAUCAGCAACUUGCUAGUACUUUGAUGGAGCAGUUUUCAGUCUGCAUCGACUUGUUAUUAAAGGAAGACGAUGGGCUCAAGUCUAACACUAGUAGUUUGUGUGGUGACCUACCCACUGUAGAUGAAUGGUGCACACUGACUGGCAAGUGUUGUACACACUUACUGCACAAGUGUGAAUUGGAUGACGGAGGACAUGAUGAUAUUGGCCCAUGGCAGUCAUCUGCACUGCAAGUGUCCACCUUGCUAUUGCUCUGUGUGCAAGGCAUUUGCUUGGAGAACGUUAACCGCCAUCUACCUCAAUGGAGCAAGACAGCUACUCAUCAGCUUGAUGGUCUAUGCCAAAUGUUGCAACACCUGACUGCAGCCAUAUCCGAACCUUGCUUCAAGCUUCAACUGGUCAAUGAGCGCGUGUGUCAUCUUGGUGGUAUCCUGAUCCGCGUCUUGCUAUGUGUCUUCUAUGGUUUGUCUCAACAUGCUGCAGCGUGUGUUCCGCUAGUUCAGGAAACCAGACUCGUGCCAGAACUCCUUUCUCUGGCGACGGCAUUGGUGGAUCGUUUUGAUUCCUUGGCCAUCCCGCCCUUAAUCGGUAUGGCAGCUGAUGUAAUUCAUGUAGUUCUCCUGAUUCUUUCUCCGAACACACCUCUGCCUCUACUCAUCCCACUUGUUUGUCAGUUGAUUAAGUCUGAUGGCUUGUCAGUAGUGCAGCAGCUGAUCACAAUCGAUGUGGAAAAGCCGUGUGCUAUCCUGUGUUCUAGGAAGAGCCACGUUCAUCAGGUCAUUCCGUCUGCCAUGAAAUCAUUGUUGGAAACUGCAACUUGCUUGCAACUGCCAAGUCUUGGUUUUCCUGUGUUAGGAUCAACCAGCUGCAACCCUAUCAAUGUUAGUUCUGCUCUCCUGCUAUCAGCUGUUGACUCGGGGAUUUGUUUAAGUUCCAAGUUGACACAGGCAUUUUUGUUGUUUCUGGCCCAGUGCACGUGUCCAAGAGUGCUGUAUGCUCUUGUCCCAUUACUUGAGAGGCUUUCUCCUUGUCUAUGCAUCUCAUCAGAUGUCUGGCUAAGCAAUUUGUUGAUCGUCUACAGGAAUUGCCAAUACUCGGCUGCUCUGGGUGAGCAGGUCCUACAAUACAUGUUGGCAAUCAUCCGGAAGCUGCCUGUUUGCCAUUCAAUCAUUCAUGUUGAUGGAAGUGAAGGGCCUGGUUGUGUUGGUGGGUAUGCUGCAGAGCAGAGUGCUGGCUGGCCAGUGUCCUUGAAAGCCUACCUUGACAUGAUCUUGACCUCUUCGUUGGAUAUUGCUCUAGCCCUAGUCCAACAUCUUGGAAAGUUUGCAGAGUGUGCUGGCAGUGCACGGUACAAGCUGUGCUGGCAAGUUGCUGUUCCGUUGCUUGAGGCAGUUAGCAAGGCUGAUACAGGUGACUUGGACAGCCUCUCUUCCUCCUCUCUAUCUCUACUUCAAUCGUCUCUCUUGCUGUGUACCAAGAUUCUGGUUACAGCCUCUGAUCAGGAGCAGUUCCUUGAGAGAUUUCCAUGGCGUUUGAUGUUUGAGAAAUGGCUUGGUCACCCUCUGCUUCAGCAAUUCUCCCUGCCGCUGCUGGGUGUCAUUUUGUCCAUUUCAGUUGAACAGGUUUUUUCGCACUCUUCAGAUGAUGACUGCGUGUCCAAAUUGGCUGUGUUUCAUCCAUCUCAUCGGCACGUUUUGUCUUGGAUGGUUGACAUAGUAGUGUGGUGCCCUGCCACCGCUAGCAGUGGUAUCAGCAGCAGCGGUGGCGGCGGCGGCGGCAGCAGCAGCAGCAGCACCACCACCACCACCACCACCACCACUGGCCAGUUUGAAGUUGAGCAGUGGGAUGCAACAUCGUUACGCGCUUCUACCUGUCUCACGGUUCUUUUGUCACAGUGGAGUCGCUUUCCACUCAUCAAGCAGGCUCUUUGGCAAGCUGGUGGCGCAGAGAAGUUAAUGUCUACUUUGGCCACAGAAUUGUCUUGGACUGCCUAUCACAAUGAGAGGUGGCACCAAGAACAGCAACAGCAGCAGCAACAGCAGCAGCAGCAGCCGCAGCCGCAGGAGCAGCAGCAGCAGCCACCAAAAGCACGUGCCGAAAGUGCAGCAAGUGUGCAUCACUCUUUGCUGGAUUCAUUGGUCAACCGAGCUGUUGCUCUCCUGCGCUUGCUUUCAUCCAUUCUCUAUCACUUUGGUGAUGCUGAUCAGGAUAUUGCCACUGGGCUUGAUGAGCUCACACCAACCUUCCUCAGACUGUGUACGUUGCCGAGUGAACUGCUAGUUCCUCUUACAACUAGCCUUGUUCAGCUGUGCACAUUCUCUGCACAUUCUGAGUGGACAGCUGAUGGUACUGUUGUUUGUCCGGACUGGCCAAAAUCCGAAGCGCAGUGCCAUUCUGGUCUUGCUUCUCAAGCGGACAGUGCGGAUCCUCACUCAACCAACAGCUCCCGAGCCUCUACAUCGUUUGCUCCUGGUGUUACUGAUGCUUCAGUGAGAUCAGUUUCCUCUCUCGCUAGCAUCACCCUGACCGACCAUCAGUGGCCGCUUUCAGCUAAGCGGCAGCAUGUUCACUACCAUAAAUCACUGUCGGUAGGGAAUACCAAUGGUGGUGGUGGUGGUGGUGUUGAUGAUCAUGAUGCUGCUACUACAUCUGUUUCUCCGGUGGCUAGUGUAGUAGGUAGUGGUAUUAGCAGUCAAGCUGAAUCCUCUGAUGAAUUCCCAGAUGCUGAUAGAACUGCUGAAGGUUAUGAUGCUGACGUUGAAAGUGAUGAUGACGAGCAUCCAACUCAAAGGACUGCAAGUGCACGCGCAACCUGUGGCACAGCUGACGUGUUGCUUCCUGAAGCUCCAACGUUUGUGGAAAGACUUCAACUGCCAGAUAUGGCGCGACUUCUUGUGUCAAUGGCAGCAGCUGUCGACGAGGUUUUCAUUGGCCAAAUGUUGCUGGGAUCAUUAAGUCGCAUAGUAAGCUGUAGUCCAGCGAAUGGUGCCAUAGUUACUGAUCUUAAAUUAGCCGAGCACUGCUUAAAAUGCUUCACACCAAUGUUUACUAAUACACAGAAGUCUGGCCUGGAGGAAACAGUCGUGUCUUUUUUAGUAACUGUGUGCCAGUGGCAAACUACUUCAGAGACGUUGUACAUGCUGUUCCGCCUGAUCAUCACUGCAGGCUGUAUGCAAACUCGUCUAAUGCUGUUGGCAGCGUUGUCCAAGCUAGUUGAUGUGCCCUAUUUUCCAACUCAUGCCAUUGCUUUUCAACUUGGAGCCCAGCCAACUCCAGAGAUUCUGAAUCAAAUUGAAAUGCUGUGUAUGGACAUGGAGGACUGUGCUACUCAGUGGCCUAAGAAUGGUCUGUCGCUGGUGAUGCGCUGCUGCCUGCAUGUUACUGGACUCGCAGAGAAGGCAACUGCCAUCAGCACCUGGUUUCUACUAUGCGCGAGUAGGGGGGAACAUGAGAUUCAACUGGCAGCUGAUAGUCAUGGAUCAAUACUCGUCUGGUACAGAUGGAGUGAAAAGCAAUCGAAACAAGACCCGUUGGUGUUUGAGCGUCUUCUCAAGUUUGGUGAAUGGUAUCACAUUGGUUGUGUCCUGGAUCUAACCUCACCACAGGCAAGAGUUCACCUCUACCUUGAUGGUGUUGCAGUGGGCAGUAAGCAAGUGCCUGGGUGGUCUGCUGCUGCUAUGAGCAGUGCUUCUGGUGGUCAGAGUGCGCACUCCAAAGACACUGGUGAUUCAUUGAUGUGUGAGAUUGGUUCAGAGAGUAAUCUACUGCAAGGAGCACCAGGAGCAAUCCCCAGUGAGGCCAGUGUUAAAGUCGUUGGUGAUAUUGAAGAGUCGGCAAGUCUCAUCGUGGAAGGACAGGAGGCUAUCACAGGAUCAUCCGCAUCUCCAGUUUAUUCCACUUUGCUAGUUAGCAGCACUCUGGUCUUUGAAUCACCCGUAUCUGCCACUGGUAUAUUUGCUCUCUACACCAGCAGCUUCACAAGUAUUGGAUUGGAUGGCGUAAUGCUGUACAGAGGGGGAUCUGGCUAUCAUCCAUCUUGGAUCUCUUCACUCCAUGAAUUGUUCUCAUCUAGUUUCUGGGCACAUCUGAGUGGUACUAACAAACACAUCAAGCCAGGAGAAUCAUGGUCGUUUACUGACAGUCAGACGCUCAUGGGAGAUUUGUGUAUGGGAUACACAGCGACAUCACCAAGCCACUGGUAUUGCUUUCAUUGCAAGCCAUCACCCCACAGCUCGAAUGGAACUGUUCCUGCUCAGAUCACUGGUGGUCUGCCACAAUCAGCGAAGCACACGCACAUGAAGGAUGCUAUUUUGGCCCUAGGAGGAAUGAGAGCUGUCCUCUAUCUUGCAGCUUUAUGUGCUUCUUGGGAUGCUGAGCGGAGAUGUGAUGGUAAUCGCCUCCUACCACACGCCAUUCAUCUCAUCUUUUCACUCUCAAAGGGACAUUCGGGCAACUGGCUUGAUCUGUCUCAAUGCUGUGGUCAUCAGUUACUUCGUCAAGUCAUGCUCACUGGUCGAUACACCAGCGACACCAACACAUUGCAGACGUUGCUGAACAACAUCUGUGACAAACAGCUAGUGUACUUCAGUGAAGAAGGCACCCUGGCUGUCUUAGCGGGCAGUGAUGCCAUUAUUGUUCGACCUCGUUUCAUUGAAUCAGUUUUACUAGAAUGGAGAGUAUGGUGGAAGGCUGGCUUACAAGUUUGGUACGCUUCUUUAAAGUCCUUGCUGGCCAUUAUCAGUGAAUCUCAUCCCCAUGCAGCUUUCAACAUCCGUCAGUGCGAGGAGGCGGGUGUGCUGCGCUUACUGAUCAACACAAGCCGGGACUUCCCUAGCGAGACAUGUCGACCUGUACCUGAUCCCAUCAUAAGGAUCAUUGACAGCAUGAUCACCGUCUUCCUUGGCUCACCACCGGAUAUGACUGUUCUGAACAUGUUGUGUGAUUUUCUGCUGAACGAACGCAGUAGUUCAGUCAUUCACAACAUUCCCGUACACCUACUCAACCCGCUACGAGGUAAUGUUGGUGCGAACACCUCUGUUGCUACUAGUAGCAGUGUGGCAUCUCAGGCCAAGCAGCCCAGCAGAGGACGUCCACUAUUGACCAGCACACCGGGUGAGCACAUCAAGACUCGACUGUCAAGAACUCCUAAGCGUAGUGUCAGCAGUCCGGCCCAUCACCCCAUCAAAAACAUCUCUACAGCUCUAUUUGAAGUGGCCAGUGAUGACGUUGCCAAGGAAGGACGCUUCAAUUCCGAUGGUAUACGUGCUUUGAACAGCAGUGGUGGCGGAGGCGGCGGCGGUGGUGGCGGAGGCGGCGGCAGGGUAGACAGUCCCAGCAGUCCCAUGUACACACCACACAUCAGUACUGGGAGUCGUGCACCUGACCAAGUUGACAUUGCUCAUAUGGAGGCAGAUGUCAAUGUCACCACCACAGGACUAGGAAAUGAAAUCGAUCGGAAGGAAGGAAAGGCAUCUCAAGGUUCUGUUAGCCCAGCAGCCUCUGCAGCAGCGAGACAGCGGCCUACAUUGAGUCGUGGUUUAUCCCUGCCAGUUCCCCAAUUUUCUGGUGGAUCAUCUUUGUCCAGGCACAGUCCAGGCAGGCAAAGUGACUCAUCAGCUGAUGAGGAGAUUGACGGCGUUACAUCAGCUAUGUCUGCACCUGUUCAAGCAGAUGGCUUCCUUUUUUCUACACCAAUAGCUGCCAAGACGCCUCCUAACUUCACAGUGGAGUCUGAUAAGAAGUCUACCUAUGAUAUCCCCAGCCGUGAGCAGUUAAAGAGGUUAACACCAUCUAGAUCGCAUCGUACUCCACGCACAGCACGUCAUCAUGCAGAUCUUGCAAGUGAAGUUACACCAAACUUGGAAGCUCGCAUUCUCACCCAACUGCACAACAACAUUGAGAUUGUUGCAGACGCUCAACUGCAAACUGUUCUGUCCCUGAUGCCUGCUGAAGCAUUGUUAGUACUCUCGGACAAUGACAAUAUCUCUCUUCGCACAGCUGUAGUCAAGACUGUCAAUGUCAUGCUGAAUCGCUGUGGCAAGCAAUUUCUUCAAGCAAUGAAUGAUUUCAAAGGAUUCCAUCUUCUUGCCAAUCAGCUUGUUCGGCAUCCAGUGUCUGUUGAACUAAUGAAUGCUUGCUGGUCAUUGUUCCUGAAGGCGCCCACCGAUAUUGUCGAUAGCAGUUUGGUGUUUCUAAACAAUGCUGUAGAGACUGGAGAGUGCUUGUUGGAUGCUGUGGUACCUGUGUUGGUACUGUUACCAGCCUGCGCUGCUAGUCCUGCUCACAGGCCUAUCUGCUUCAACUCUUUACUCGCCUUGCGUAUUCUAUUACCGUCUAUACCCGGCUUGUGUCAACGUCUGCUGCAAAACGGCCUUGUUGACUUGCUCACUACUCUUCUCUUCACUGUACAUGAGCUAAGCCUUACAUCAAGGCCUAACAGUAUAUGUGAUCACCUUGCUUUUGCCCUUCGUCAUUUCUGUGCCACCUUUGUCAUCUACACUUGCAGUUCUGCAGGUGCAGAGAUGUUCAGUAUGUAUGAAGAGUUUGUUUCGCACGUCAUUGCUCUGGAGAAGACAGCGGCAGCCAGUGAGCAAUCAAAAGAGAGUGGCAGCAGCGACAAUGACAAUAGCAGCACUAUCCAGUGUUUACGAUCUCUACACUACUUCUUGAUAACAUCUGCAUUGCAAACCCUUUCCGGUAACUCAGUCGUCUGUCCUCCACCUCCACUGAACUGGGGACAUAGAGUUCCCACGUUCACACCGCCUCCAGAUGCAGCCAGCAAAAGCACUAGCAGGCGCAGUAGAAGAAGCGGGAGCAGCGACAGGACUGAUGGUAUCCCUGGACUUCGACGGCAGAUUUCUUUGCAGCACGUACAGAUGGCCAACAAGACAGAGCUAAGUCAGCGCUUGAUGAAUGUUGCUCUAAUGGGUACCAACUUAGCAUGUAGUGCUUCCAAUUGCUUUGACACAGCACACCAUAGUACAGUAGUGCGCAGCCUGUCCCGUGGCUUAUCACUGACACUAACCCCGACUCCAACUGAAGAUGGUGGUGUAUCUACUGGCCAUGAUUCUCCUACUAAGCUACCAUCAUCUGCUUCAGCAUGGCGCCAGACUAUCAAGGAAGACAGUGAACUUGUGGUGAAUGUUCAUGACAACAACAGCGGUGAUGACGGUGAUGAUGUGGAUGGUGAUGGGCAGAAUCUACCACUUGUUGCUGCAAUCUUGGGCGUUGAAUGUCGUUCAGCUCAUAGUCAAUUUGAGCGAAUGCUGUUCAAAUUCUUUGUGGAGAUGAUGACAUACUCCUUGCCCUCCAAACGUUCUGUCAACACUGACUGGGCUCAGCUGUGUAGACAAACAUUGGCAGUGCGCCAGCAGUGUGCACGCUUGACAAUGUGUAUUUUGCACCCACUGAAGUCUGCCAAGGAUCGCUGCUUUUUCUUUGAUCAGUUGGCUGCCAUCAAGCCACUGAGUACAUUCUUUCAGCAACUGCUGUCCACUCCUCUAUCACACAAGUUUGUUGGCCGUGUCAUCUUGUACACACGUCAACUCUUACGCCACCAUGGGAAUGAGCUGGGGAAAGAGCAAGAGGAGUGCGCGUAUGCCGUACUACGCAUGUCACUUGACACUGGCUAUAGCCUUCUGCCAAGUGUUGUCAAAGUAGAAGAUCUGCUGAAGAAGUCAGUCGGUUCUCUCUAUCAACCGUUGGUUAUCAUGGCACAGACUGAACGUCAAUGGCGUCAUCAGGAGCGUCAAAUUCAAGACCGAUGGUGGGACACUCAUUGCACUGUGCUCCUGCAACUACGGGCACAGAGCCGUCAGCUGCAUGAAUCUAUCAACUCAUCAAGUCGUCUUGCACAAGAUCGGGUCUUUUCACGGCAGCGGCGAGUUGAGUGGUUUCUCUUGGAUGCUACCAAAGCAUCGUUUGACCAACUUCACCGCACAGUGACAUUAUGGAGACAUCUUGUCAAUGUCUUCUGCCAUACCCGAGGUGUGUGGAACACUGCUAUCAGCUGGCCUGUCAGUUGGCAAAUUGACCCCACAGAAGCUCCAAAUCGAACACGACUGAGACUACAACCAUGCUAUUUUGACAUGGACAGCCGCUUUCUGCUACCAGAGCGACGGAAACAGAGGCAAGCCAUUCAUCCAUGUCACAAUGAGUUGUCAUACCUGUUUACCAGCCAACACAGUCUCUUGUUAGAGCCAGGUUUGGCCAAUCGAGGGCUGCUGGAUUCAGGUGAAGUCAUCAAAGCUAACUUGCCAUGCACCAGUGUCACGCCUGGACAUACAGCCGUUGGAGAGAUUCUUAUUGGGAGUGACAAUGUGUACUUUGUUGGCGAAGAAUCCCGUAAAGAUGCCAAUCUUUCUGCCAUUUUGCAAGGUAGCUCAGAGCAGUGUCAUAUGUGGCCGUAUGCAGAUAUCUUGGAAAUUCUUUGUCGCCGGUACAACCUCAAGGACAAUGCUAUGGAGCUGUUUCUGGCUAGUAACAAAACUGUGCUACUGGCAUUCGAGUCUACAACGGUUCGUGAUGAAGCCUUCAAGAAGCUUAUCAGUCUGAACUUACCCAAUCUCAUGGACUACAAUGACUCUGUAAAGGGUUCCUUUCUUCGCCAAUCCAUCAAGCAGCGCUGGCAGGAAGGGUACCUGUCUAAUUUUGAAUAUCUCACUCAUCUCAACAAGCUGGCUGGACGAUCGUUCAAUGACCUCAUGCAGUAUCCGGUCUUUCCGUUUGUGUUGGCUGACUACACAAGUGCUUCUCUUGAUCUGACAAAUCCUGCAACAUUCAGAGACUUGUCCAAGCCAAUUGCAGUCCAAGAUGAGAGUAAAGUGCAGAAGUACUGUGAGAAGUAUGAUUACAUGGACCACGAGUACCGUAAUGUUGAUCCAUCGGAGCGUAUGCAUCACUGGACACCCUAUCACUAUGGCUCUCACUAUAGCAAUGCUGGCAUAGUGCUGCAUUUCCUAGUGCGUCUUAUGCCAUACACCACUCUGUUUCUAGAUUUCCAAGAUAACAACUUUGACAUACCUGACAGGACGUUCCAUAACAUUCAAACCACCUGGAGAUUAGCAUCUUCACUUUCCUCUUCUGAUGUCAAAGAGCUUAUUCCAGAGUUCUUCUAUUUACCUGAGUUUCUACUAAACAACGAAGGAUUUGCAUUCGGAGUUCGUCAAGAUGAACACGUUGUGCAUGAUGUUCAUCUACCUCCUUGGGCUAACAACAACGCAAGAACGUUCAUAUUGAAACACAGACAGGCACUGGAAUCAGAAUAUGUAUCACAGCAUCUUCAUUUGUGGAUUGAUUUGAUCUUUGGCUAUCGACAAACUGGUCCCGCCGCUAAGGAAUCCAUCAAUGUUUUCCACCCCGCUACGUACAGUGGAAUGGAGAUUGACAGUAUUGCUGAUCCAGUAAGGCGUAGAGCAGUAGAACAAAUGGUACGCACGUACGGCCAGACACCCAGUCAGCUGUUUACUUCAGCUCAUCCACCUCGAUUCAUUGGGAGCACAUCUGUACUGAAAGUACACUGGAAUCUACUGUCACUGUCCAGCGACUCUCAUCCACUGCAAACCUCCUCUUCUCAAAAACCCGCAAGGUCGUCCUCAGCAGCAGCAGCAGCUUGGGUUGAGGUUGUUUACCAGUCGAAAGUGAAUGGUCGUGUUAGCGGAAUCAUUGUCUCAUCACGUGGUGAGGUAGAGGUUUUGACUGGAAUGAAUCGCUGUCACUUAGCAUUGUAUUGGGCCAAUGCUAUUGUGAUGUGUGAUGUCACAUGGCUUUGGUGUGAUGGCCGCGUUUCCAUCUCAGUCAUCGAUGAUGGCAUUACUGCAUUGCCAUCACGAUCCGGUCGUCGUCGUCGUAUUGCACAGUUAUGUCUCCCAGCAUUGAGUAAUGGUCAUCAAGUCACUUGCUGUGCUGCAACACCUCAUGGCGAUUUGCUCAUGGCUAGCACUGAUGGACUGCUUCGAAUAUUUGCUCUUGGUGGAGCUAAGCGUCACCUCCUCAAGCAGCAGUUCAACUUGGAAGUUGGCGAUUGUUUGGCCCUGGCUGGUCACUACUGUAGCAUCACGGCUAUGGCUGUUAGUCGUGCAUAUGGUAUCUGUGUGACUGCGGAUGAACAAGGUCAUUGUAUUCUCUGGGACCUCAAUCGGUUCACAUUCAUCCGUUCAUUACCUAAAGUCUCAUUGGCAGUGUCCUGUAUAGCAGUUAGUAGCACUCUUGGUGAUAUUGCCUGUGCCACAAGUUUACCCACUCUUCCAACUACACGCAAGGCAACAGCAGCAGCAGCAGGAGCAUCGGCAGCAGCAGCCAUUACAGCCUGGACCAUCAAUGGACAAGUUGUUGGUCACUGCACAGUGUCAAGUCGCAUUCUCUGUUUAGCCUACUCAACUGGCACAGAAGGUGUCAAUGUCAAUGUCUUAGCUGCUGGCCUACAGGAAGGUCUUGUCCGAUUAUUCAGUAGCUGGGACCUGAGUGUUAUCACGGAUAUUCGUCUUGUAUCGCCAACUUCUCAUCCGAUCACAGUGGUUGUGUUCAGCAGUGACAGCCAAAACCUAUACGCUGCAGAUUCAAGUGGCAACGUUCGCGCUUGGUCUGUACGUACACCCAAUCUAUGAUUUUUCAAACCAUUCCCCCAUCUUCCCCUGUGACAAAUGCGACCACUCCCCCUUAUGUUGCUUUAGCCAAGUAUGUGCCGUAGCAGAUAUUCACCUCCAUUGAUAUUCCUUGAUAUAUAGCCAAAGGGAGUGGUAUGGUGUGUGCAUGGUGUAUGUGUGCAGUGUGUGUGUGUGUGUGUGUGUGUGUGUGUGUGUGUGUGUGUGUGUGUGUGUGUGUGUGUGCGUGCGUGUGCAUGCGUGUGUGUGUGGUUAUAUUAUUCAUAAUAAUUAUAAACGGUGGCUUGAACUGCUGCAUGACUGCUCUACUGCUCUGGCGCGUUUAAUGGAUUUUGUUACAGAGCUUUACCAGUGGUGAUAACAAUACUGCUGCUGCUCCUGACCAAUAAGCUUAUAUCUUGAUGCAGGCACUUUUACUUGCCUAUCCAUUGAUUGCCUUGAUUGAGAAAGGGAUUAAAAAAACUUCUUUUGAUUGUGGUAACGAAGCAACAUUCUUUUAAAAAUGGACUUGUAUCUUGUGGAUUGGUUAAUUGCAAUAAUGUUGCCCCAGCAUUUUUUCUCUGUAUCCGUGGCUUGUUUUCGCAAGAGUGACUGAGUCGUGAAGCGUAUCACGAUAUCAUUGUACCUUAUUCAUAGGGAAAGGCGUAGUAUACAUAACUGUUUUUUGUUUGUUUGUUUGGGUUUUGUUUUGUUUAUGGAUCUGCAUCUUCCUAUACCAUCCCAUAUCCUUGUUAAAGCUUCUAUACUAAGAGAAGCUGGCAUGUAAAUUAGUAAAUUAGAGUGAGCAAAGAUUCUGCUUAUUUUGCUUCUGUUUUCAUAUUUUCAGAAUAUCCUACAAAAUCACAGAACACAGAUCACAUUACAUAGUACAGUCAAAUCAUAUUUUUCUAACUCAUGUUAGCAUUCUCUACAUGAAGACAAAGCAUUUCAUCAGUAUUCGAUUGCUUAUGAUAUUCGAUUGCUUGUGAAUUUUGAUGGUCUAGGUGGUCUACGUCUAUGUUUGAUUUGUGUUGCAGUGUGCGUACUUUUCCAGCGCUUAAAAAAGGCAUUACAACUGGUGUUUUCCCGCUUCCUGCUAAUUCUGAUUGUGUUGCCAUGCAGCUUCUUGGCAAACAUUGGUUACUUUGAUGCUCUCAUUCAUCUUUGUUAACAUUGGUUACUUUGAUACUCUCAUUCAUCUUUGUUAGGUCAUUGCUAGGUCAUUUAGGUCAUUUUCGAUUUGUCAAAUUUUUCAUUUCUAGUGCUGUAUCAUGGAAUGCAACAAAUGAUAAAGAUUCUCUUGCA
Sycon ciliatum is the source of this 12440-nucleotide messenger RNA. RefSeq lists its product as uncharacterized. The coding region runs from base 255 to 11159 and encodes 3634 amino acids. Gene Ontology annotation, molecular function: protein binding. The transcript is spliced from 48 exons. The record is from RefSeq and is a predicted model, not a curated record. Lineage: Eukaryota; Metazoa; Porifera; Calcarea; Leucosolenida; Sycettidae.